Molecule: messenger RNA, 2797 nt
Organism: Porites evermanni
Lineage: Eukaryota; Metazoa; Cnidaria; Anthozoa; Scleractinia; Poritidae
Source: the annotation of a GenBank genome assembly
UUCUUCGACAGUCAUGGUUAGCGACGAGUUUCGUAUGAAACAUUUUUCUCUGCGGCAUUCAGCUCAACGUGAGUUUACAAGCUCCAGGGUAAGUAUAAACUAUUGCAGGCUAUGAACAGUCCAACCUUUUGACGAGGGGUGGGGAUUAAGAUUGCAUUUCAUUUCUUCAAACGGAGGGAACCAUCAUAUCUGCUGGUCAAGACAUGAUAAUAAACGAGCUCCGAGUAAGUUGGAGCCUUAAGUAGAGAAGGAGUAAUUUCGAAACUGCAGAAUUCUUAUAAGAAACUGCUUUCGUGACGACCACUUUUCAGCUGACAAUUCGCGGAAGCCAAUGCCUGUGACACUGCCGACUCGACAAAGAGUAAUCAAUAGUUAACACUUUCAGUGAACCAGAUACAAGUAAACAUAAGCAGCCUUGUAAAAUAUUUUGCACCAAAAAAAUUUGCAACUUUAAUCAUCCAAUACAGGCCCACCAAAGCCGGAUGUGAAGUUGAAGAAAGUGAAAGAUUGUCAUCAUAGCACUCUGACCCCCAUGUUAAUGUUAGAGACAGUUCAACAUUACGGCUUCAACUAGCGAAUAUGGAUCUGUUCUCUAAAAUUUUUUCGGCCCUUCGGGCCUCAGUUUGUUGUAAAAAUAAGGGGGGCCCCCUCCCCUGUAUCUGCCACUGCAUGGUUAAAACCAACCGUCAAGGUUUCCUUGAUUGUUUUUUUUCUUAGUAUCAUUAUAACUCAUAUAUAUUUGAUCACGAGAUCAACACUGGACCAUGAGUCUCUCCCACUUGAUCUUUUUAGAAUUCCUGACCAACCAGACUCCAACAAGUCUAAUUACGGAAUAUUUAACCAUCGGCCGAAUGGGCUAUUGACUCAGAGGCCAUGAGGGCGAGAGGAAUAAUUGUUUUAGUAAAAUCCAACUAGUUGGUCAAAAAUAUCGAGAAUAAAAAAAUUUUAGCUAGUUAAAGCUGGACUUUAAUCCUUUUUUGCCACCAAAAAGCCCGCUCUUUUCGCUACUAGUGGGCUAUAACAUAUAGCCUAGUAGUAGCUCAACCAAUUAGAACGCAGCACUGAUAAUAGACCACUAGUUGGAUUUUACUAGAAACACAUAAUCCGUAGUAAAUAUUGAACUGCUAAAUGGAUUUUACGUUGUGGAUUCCCGACUCCAGGUACUGGAUUUUCAAAUUCCUUGUCAGUGCAACUUGCAUUCCGGAAUCCAAAGCCAAGGAUUUCGGAUUCCACGGGCAGUAAUUUCUGGAAUUCUGAAAUUAUAGCAAGGGGGAAAGAUUGCGCGUUUGAAACUGAAUGAAAGAUGUUCAGCACUAACAGACCAUAUAAUGUCCUUUUCCUUACUUAGGCCUAAAGCAAACGAGAGACUAAUGCACCACUACCCUAUGAAAUCCCACAACUUGCUCGUACGUUAAGUUAACAGGCCAUGUGGUGUAGCCUCACCACCUAUUCAGAUAAUUAAACUGCUUAUGUUCAUCUGACCCAUAAACCCAAUGGGACGAGUAAGCCACGAUGUUAGCACGUAGUUCUUGCAGCUUGCAUUCGAAUACUCCCGCGAAAUUACAAUUCGUGAAAUUAGAACAUAUUACCUGACUUUGGUCAACUGGUAUCUCAAGGGGACCAAAGAUGGGAACGAAGAAUUAGGCUGGAAUAUCGAAGGCUUGAGUCAUGCCUUUUGAAGAAAUCAUUUUGGGUGAAAGUUUUUAAAUCCCCUCGACGUCCUUUUCCCUCUCCUUUCACCGUUGGCCUCAAAAUUGGACUAAUCCACUUAAACCUAUCACUAAACAACAUUACAGGGAGAAAUGGAGGUAAAACAGUUGUGCGGUGACCCAAAUUAGGUGUCCUUGAUUGUAGCCUGCGAUCAUGCCUUCCCUAUAUCUCAUGUUAUAGAACGCCUGACAAAAAGUUAGCCAGAAACCGUCAGCAUUUGAAGUAUUCAUGGAAGCUCUGUUCUCACAAAUCUGAUGUCUUUUUCAAAUGUCUUUUCCAGUGGCUCGCUAUGCCUGUUUUUGUGGUGUAUCGCCUGAUGAUCGCGGCAUACAAUCUAACGUGGCUUAUCUACAAUAUAUACCUGAAAGGAGCCAAGCUGUUUAUUUACAUCACAAACUGGAGUUAUACACUCUUUGUUGUCUACUUUACUAUUGCAACCAUUCUUUCCUGCAUUGAAAAGUGUAACGAUCUGAAAAAGGAACUAGACAAUGCUUCUGGUGAAAGCGAUAAAGAAAUGCCAGAAGAUGGGAUAGAAAUGAAGAUCUAUGACGUGGAUGAUGACCCAAUAACGACCGACGGAGAGAAAGACGCUUUGGGAUUUGGACAUAAACUACUUUGGUUUCUUCACACAAUCUCUGCUACUGGAGGUUUGUGGGUGACCGUGGGGUACUGGGGCGUACUUUUCGAGGAUGGGAAAGUUGACGCCAAUAACCUCACAAAGGAAGUGUUUAGUUCUGUGUUUAUGUUAAUGGACACGUGUCUCAGCUUGAUUCCAGUGCGUGUUGUUCAUUUUGUGCAUGCGCUCCUGUACCUUGCUGUGUAUCUUCUUUUCUCCGUGGUUUAUUGGAAGCUGGGCGGAACCAACAUCGAAGGAAAACCUUACAUCUACAAAGUCCUGAAUUACGACGACUUCAAAGCCAUUACUGGAGUUGUUUUAGUGGUUCUACUGAUAGUGGGUGUACCUCUAUUGCAUCUAUUUGUGUUCGGCAUCACGAAGUUUCGAGAUUAUCUUCAUACAAAGUAUCAUGAGAGAAAAAAGCCAUAUAGGGGCAUAUACAGGAUGAUAUCGAUUAUGGGAGACAAUUGA